Molecule: messenger RNA, 4315 nt
Organism: Carassius gibelio (silver crucian carp)
Lineage: Eukaryota; Metazoa; Chordata; Actinopteri; Cypriniformes; Cyprinidae
Product: gastrula zinc finger protein XlCGF26.1
Exons: 2
Coding region: 242-2029 (595 amino acids)
Biological process (GO): regulation of DNA-templated transcription
Molecular function (GO): DNA-binding transcription factor activity, RNA polymerase II-specific; RNA polymerase II cis-regulatory region sequence-specific DNA binding
Source: RefSeq, a predicted model, not a curated record
UGUUUGCCAUCAAACCUCAGAAGAAGAAGAUUCGCGUCAGUUAGCUCUGUUGUUUUGUCGUGAAGCUGGUUUAAUACAAACUGUUAGAAAUGUUGUUUCUGUAAAUAGAGAAAUACAGUUUUUGAAUCAGGUCAGUAAAUACCUGUAAUAUUCUCAUCCUCACAGUUGUGACUAAAUUUUGAAUCAAGCAGGAAUAAUAUCUGGAGGAGUGUCAUCUGAACUGAGAUCUGCUGCUGUGAAGAUGGAGUUUGUUAAAGAGGAGAGUGAAGAGAACACAAGUGAACCAGAAACCUGGAGAAUAAAACACGAGGAACCAGAAACCUGGAGAAUAAAACAAGAGGAACCAGAAACUUGCAGAAUAAGACACGAGGAAUCAGAAACCUGGAGAAUAAAACAAGAGGAACCAGAAACAUGUAGAAUAAAACAAGAGGAACCAGAAACCUGCAGAAUAAGACACAAGGAGCCAGAAACCUGCAGAAUAAAACAAGAGGAAACAGAAACCUGCAGAAUAAGACACGAGGAACAAGGAGGCCUGAUGAAAAUGAAAGAAGAAAAACGAGAUCUGAAAGAGGUGGAGGAGAAAUAUCAGGAUCAGAAAUAUCAUGGUGUCAAUGAAGAAAAAUCUGUGAAUUGCAGCAUUAAAACAACAGAAGUCAAGAGGCCUUUCAGCUGCUCUCAGUGUGGAAAGAGUUUUACAAUGAAAACAAGCCUUAAUAGGCACAUGUUAAUUCAUGCUGGGAUGAAAUCUUUCAGCUGCACUCAGUGUGGAAAGGGUUUUACACAGAAAGCACACCUUAAGAAGCAUUUGGUAUCUCACACUUCAGAAAAACCUUUCGGCUGCUCUCAGUGUGGAAACACUUUCUCAUGUAAAGCAAGCCUUAAUAGGCACAUGUUAAUUCAUGCUGGAAUAAAGUCUUUCAGCUGCUCUCAGUGUGGAAAGGGUUUUACACAGAAAGCACACCUUAAGAGUCAUUUGGUAACUCACACUUCAGAAAAACCCUUUGGCUGCUCUCAGUGUGGAAACACUUUCUGGUGUAAAGGAAGCCUUAAGAAGCACAUGUUAAUUCAUGCUGGGAUAAAGCAGUUCUCCUGCUCUCAGUGUGGAAAGUGUUUUAGAAAGAAAUCAUGCCUUAAUAGGCACAUUUUAAUUCAUACUGGAAUAAAGCCUUUCAGCUGCUCUCAGUGUGGAAAGAGUUUUACACUGAAAGCACACCUUAAGAAGCAUUUGGUAUCUCACACUUCAGAAAAAUCCUUUGGCUGCUCUCAGUGUGGAAACACUUUCUGGUGUAAAGAAAGCCUUAGGAAGCACAUGUUAAUUCAUGCUGAGAUAAAGCCGUUCUCCUGCUCUCAGUGUGGAAAGUGUUUUAGAAAGAAAUCAUGCCUUAAUAGGCACAUGUUAAUUCAUGCUGGAAUAAAGUCUUUCAGCUGCGCUCAGUGUGGAAAGGGUUUUACACAGAAAGCACACCUUAAGAAGCAUUUGGUAUCUCACACUUCAGAAAAACCCUUUGGCUGCUCUCAGUGUGGAAACACUUUCUGGUGUAAAGAAAGCCUUAAGAAGCACAUGUUAAUUCAUACUGGGAUGAAGCCGUUCUCCUGCUCUCAGUGUGGAAAGUGUUUUAGAAAGAAUUCAUACCUUAAUAGACACAUGUUAGUUCAUGCUGGAAUAAAGUCUUUCAGCUGCACUCAGUGUGGAAAGGGUUUUACACAGAAAGCACACCUUAAGAAGCAUUUGGUAUCUCACACUUCAGAAAAACCCUUUGGCUGCUCUCAGUGUGGAAACACUUUCUGGUGUAAAGAAAGCCUUAGGAAGCACAUGUUAAUUCAUGCUGAGAUAAAGCCGUUCUCCUGCUCUCAGUGUGGAAAGUGUUUUAGAAAGAAAUCAUGCCUUAAUAGGCACAUGUUAAUUCAUGCUGGAAUAAAGUCUUUCAGCUGCACUCAGUGUGGAAAGGGUUUUACACAGAAAGCACACCUUAAGAAGCAUUUGGUAUCUCACACUUCAGAAAAACCCUUUGGCUGCUCUCAGUGUUGAAACACUUAGCCUCUUUCAUAAUGCCAUUGCGGCAAAUACACGGGUAAAGUGAUCCGGCAAUUAUUCCCGGGUUGCUAGAUUUUGCAUUGCCAGUGAUUACCCAAGAUAUGUGCGUGCUUUCACACACCCGUAAAGAUCCCGUAACGACACGUGACAUCAGUGACAUAAUGUACGAGUCGAAAACGUUAGGCACGUUAUACUUUCACUGAAGCAAGUGAACGAUCUCGGCAUUAGCGCGAAAAGUGAGGAACUAACUGAUUUCUGCUUCAUUACAGUUUGCAUAUAUUUUUUUGUUGCAAACGUUGAUCUUUCUUCAAAACAGCCGGCAAAAGAGUCGCGCGAUAACGUGCGUCAUCACUUCGACACGUCAUUAGAUCUGGCUUUUCACCUGUAAAGCAAGCUAUGAGAAACACAUGAGCCCCUUUCACACUGCACGUCGGACCCGCAAUAUUUCCGGAACAUUGCCGGGUCGCCUUCUGUGUGAAAGCAACCACGUCCCAGAAUUGAUUACCGAAUUGAACCCAGGUCGGGGACCUAGUAACAUUGCAGUGUUCGACCCGGGACGAGCGCUGUGUGAACAAAAGCCAGAUCUAAUUCCGUGUUGAAGUGAUGACGCGACUCUUUUACCGGCUGUUUUGAAGGAAGAUCAACGUGUACGACGAAAACAUAUGUGCAAACUGUAAUGAAGCAGAGAUUCCUCACUUUCCACGCUGAAGCAUAACGUGCCUAGCGUUGUCGACUUGUACAUUACACGUCACGCGCUGAUGUCACGUGUCGUUACGGGAUCUUCAAGGGUUGUGUGUGAAAGCACGCACAUAUCCCGGGUCAUCACUGGCAAUGUGAAAGUGCAAAAUCUAGCCACCAGGAAACAAUUGCAGGAACACUUUACCCCUGUAUUUGCCGGAAUGGCAGUGUGAAAGGGGCUAUGUUAAUUCAUGCUGGGAUAAAGCCUUUCAGCUGCUCUCAGUGUGGAAAGAGUUUUACAUAUAAAUUUUACCUUAGUUGGCACAUGUUAAUUCAUGCUAGGAUAAAAUCUUUCAUCUGCUCUCAGUGUGGAAAGAGUUUCACACUAAAAGGACAAUUUAAGAUUCAUCUGGUAACUCAUACUCCACAAAAUCCUUUUAUCUACUCUGUGUGGAUGGUCUUUGUCACAUAAAGGAUACCUUGAUAAUCAUGUUUAAAGUGCUCAUUGAAUGCCCAUUUUCCACAAGUUUAUAUGAUUCUUUAGGGUCUCAAAGGGGUCAUAUGAUGCGAUUUUCAAAUUUUCUCUUUGUAAUGUUACAAGCUCUUGGUGCAUAUAUAAGAACUUUUAAGUUGCAGAGACUAAAGUCUCAAAUCCAAAGAUAUAUCCUUUAUAUAAGUUAAGGGUCAACCACACUCCUCUAAACUUGUUUUACCACACCACCACAUCUCAACAUCACUGUAAAAAGACAUUAUAAGGCAUUGUAAUGAGUAAUUUUGUCCCAUUCGAUUCAACAAAUGCCUUGUUGGUAAUGUGUUUUAUUUUAUUUGUUUUGUCUCGUCUAUUGAUUAGCGCUUGCUAACUGGGUCAAGGACUCCUCUCUGUACUAAUCAUAACAGGCAUGGCCAGCUGACCCAUCAGUAAAUUGUAGGCUUGUGGAAGAGAGGGGUUUGCUCUGAACUUGCUUGGAAUGAAUCGUUUAGAAUUCAUUGGCAAAUUACUUUAAUAUUAAAUGUAUAUUUUGAGAAAAUUACAAUGUUUUCUUACCUUAAAUGCAUUUAAUACUGUUGUAGGGGACUCCAUUACAAUAUUAGGACACUUUACCAUAUUACCUGCUCUUGAAAUGCUCUUCAAAGUGUGCUUUGUCCUGCAAGCCCACUGUUCCUUAACCAGAAUGAGAAGACAAGCCAUCUAGUCUCAACAGCUUUUCUUUCUUUCUUCUACAUCAGUUUGUUGUUGUCUGGACCAACUAUAAAAUUUCAACCAGCGUACACGACUCCACACCAUCCUUCAGCCAACACCCAAGACAUCACUUCCAAUGACCAAUCAGCAACCUACAGAAACCCCUUUCUGCAGCCAUAUAAAAUUAAUUCCUUUAAAACAAAGGCAACACAAGUACAACCUCCAGAUUCUUGCCGGUUUAUUGAUUAAACGCUGUUCAGCAAUUUCCUUUAUUGAUAUAAACAUUGGAUUUCACAUUUUCACUCUCUCAAGCUAAUUUUUUCCCUCUGUUUCUGCAACUUGUGUGAAUAUGUGUGUGUAUGUGUUUGUUAGUUUACAUGUCCUUUUGAUUUGUCCAAUAAAGUCUUACAAUUAAAAAAGUA